Dioszegia hungarica is the source of this 618-nucleotide messenger RNA. RefSeq lists its product as uncharacterized. The coding region runs from base 1 to 618 and encodes 205 amino acids. Lineage: Eukaryota; Fungi; Basidiomycota; Tremellomycetes; Tremellales; Bulleribasidiaceae. The record is from RefSeq and is a predicted model, not a curated record. The transcript has 2 exons.
AUGAGCCCCGACCUCGAAGUAUUCGCCCAGCACUGCCAGAGGUUCUACUUCUCCAGCGACGCCGAGUCGGACUACAUCACGUCAACAUUGGCAAAGGUUUCCCCGGCGGAUCGGCCAGCCUAUACCAAAGUCCAGGCGGAGAUACGGUCGCAAGCCCACGCUCAUCAUUUGAGCGUUCGCCGGUCGACAUUUCAGGCCUUCAUCUCAGAUCCUGGGCGCUCCGAUACUGAGACUCUCGUGCGGUGGUACUCAUCCGGAACCGAACCAUUCUUCCAUGGACUCAAAGCGGCGUUGAGACUGCAAAUCGGGAAGGGACAACGAGUGGUGUGGGAGAUUGACGAUGCGGUGUUUCAACAGUCAGGGAGUUUGGAUUUUAUGCGGGACGCGGUCCAGACAAUGAAGGGGUUGGGGUUUGAGCCAAAUCCAUUCCAGGAGGGACUCCGGCAGUGGGUGUUGACACGUACUCGCGAUCCAGAGCUGGACGCGGCGGUCAGGGUGUUGGGACGAGGCGCCAAGCGGGGAACAGGACGGAUGUGGGUUGGCACGGAUGACAGGGAACCAGGGUGGCAAGGGAGCUGGUGGUUUCGGAUCAAGUAUUGGCUGCGAAGCUGGUUCUGA